AACGAGCGGAGUGUGUGCAGUGUUGCCUACCGCGCAGGGAGCACGACACUCGCCGCCGUCUCUCGGAACCCCGUUUCUACAAAUCUUUCUGUUAUUUUUUUUUAUCAUAAAUUUCGGUGUGCUUUUUCUUUUCCUCAACUUGCUAUCGUGUUCGUCCAUAGUAUCGUUCGCGGGAAACGAGAAAUAUAUAUAUAUAUAUAUUCAUGAUAUAUAUAUAUAUAUAUAUAUAUUAUAUUAAAACAAAUAAUAAGCGUGUAUAUCGCAUAUCGGCCAGAUAGUUUUACUCUUCGAAAUUAAUCUUUUUCAACCAAUUUGUGAAAGAAAAAGAUAAAGAGAAAGAGAGAGAGAGAGAGAGAGAGAGAAAGUCGGUGAAAGAGAUAGUAAGAAAGAAAGAAGAUUAUAUAUAUCAUAAUAUAUAACGAAAAGGAAACAAAAGUUCUCUAAAAGAAGGAUGACGCUCGGAAUUGCGUGGUUAACGCGCUUAGCGACGUCCCAACCCUCUUGUGCGUUCACGUAGGAUUGAAUUUUUCUUUCGUCGGUAAACGGGGGGGAGGGGUGGGUGGGUUGGUUGGUUGAUGGUUGGUUGGUUGGUUGGUUGGUUGGUUGGUUAGUUCGGACGUUUGGUAUUAAUAAUUUCGAAGCUGGAGCUGGUAUCGGUGCCGGUAUUGAAGAGAGGAGGUGGAGGUGGUGCACCAGGAGCUGGUUUCCUGGAUUGGUCGAGCUGGCGAAGGAGACAAGGAGAGCUAAGGAAGAAGCCUCGAUAAAAAGUAGAAAAGUGAACAACAAAAGAAGAAGAGAAAGAGGAAAAGGAAAAAGAAGAAGAAGAAGAAGAAGAGAAAUAGGAGAAGGAAACGUUAGUGGUUGUGACGAUUCGUUAUUAGCUCGACUUUUCUAACGGGCCAUUAUUAAUCGGCUCGAGUUUAAUAGACAUCGCGGAUUUAGACACAUAUCCAAACGCUCAUAUCGAUCAUUCUCUCAUUGUUAAGAAAAAUUUAAAAAAAAGAAAGAGUAUAUAUAUAUAUAUAUAUAUGUAUUAUAUGAUAUAUAAUAUAUAUUUAAUAUGCCGUGCAUUUGAAUCAGAAUCUAUUAUGAUUUUCGAGGAAUAUCAAAAGGAGGAGCAAGGAAUAAUGCUGAUGAUGAUGACGAUGAUACGUAUAUAAUAUAAUAUACGUGUAUCGUGUGUAUAUGUAUGAAUAUCAUAUCCCCCAAGCUAGGAACGUAACACAUUCGUCGACGAACGUGUUUUUUGAUUUUAAUCCUUUUUAAAAUAAAAUAUGAGGUGCCUAAGUAAAGAAGUUAUUUAAUAUAAAGUAAUAAGAGAAAAUUAAUAGGAGGAAGAAGAGAGAAAGAGAGAGAGAGAGAGAGAGAGAAAGAGAGAAAAAAAGAGAGAAGAAAAGAUUGAGAGGAGAAACUAGUGCCUAAAAAAAAAAAAAAACAAAGCGUACGUAAAGUAACGCUAAAAGUUUGUUAAGGUACGCGUGGUUAAACGUCACGAAAUCCUCGCGAUUAAAAUAAAAUUAAGUAAUUAAGCCAAUUCCUCCAUCGAGAGAGAAUUUCAUCGGUUCGCGACGGUCGGAAAAGGUAAAUCAAGAAAGAUAGAUAAAGAGAGAAAAAAGAGAGACAGAGAGAGAAAGAGAGAGAGAGAGAGAGAGGGAAAGGGAAAAAGAGAGAUCGAAUCUUCGUGGGUGGCCCUCCUCCGAUCACGAACAAAGAGCACAAAAGUCGUAAGUAAUGUCACGACUAAUGCUCUGCAAUCUCGCGAAUACGUCGACCGGGGGAAAUGAUACGAAUAACAACGCGAAUACGAACAGCAGCAUGGAGGACGACGAUUCUUAUCCACUGCCAACGAUCUAUCGGUGUCGCGCACCCAUAGCCAGCUUGGAUUGCAUGGAAGAGUUCAACGGCGGUGGCGGUGGUGCAGAGACAGGCGUGCACUGCAGCAACACAGCAGGAACGAAAGAGCAGCUACUGACUAGCUGCAUUGCUGCACAAGCGCAACGUUUACAGCAUCCUUCGCCAGGUAUUCGGUAUCGCAACUUGGGGAAAAGUGGUCUACGUGUUUCCAAUGUUGGCUUAGGUACUUGGACAACCUUUGGUGUAGGGGGAUGCGGCAACGAGGAAACCGCCGAAGCUGUCGUUGCUCUCGCAUACGACAGCGGCAUCAAUGUGUUCGACUUGAGCGAAGCCCACAGCGGCCAUCGUGCGGAAAUACAAUUCGGUCGGAUUUUAUUGCGCCGUGCUUGGAACCGUUCGAGCUACGUCGUUACGACGAAAAUAUAUUGGAACACGAAGACAGAGGGACGAGGAUUGUCGCGUAAGCAUAUUAUCGAAUCUGUGCAAGCGUCCUUGGUCAGACUGCAGCUGUCCUACAUCGAUAUCGUCAUGAUUCACAAAGUCGAUCCAAUGUGCCCAAUGGAAGAGAUAGUACGCGCCAUGAAUUACGUGAUAAGCAAAGGUUGGGUAAUGUACUGGGGUACGUCACGAUGGUCUCCUGUUGAGAUCAUGGAGGCCUAUACGAAUUGUCGACAGUUCAAUUGCGUCACGCCGAUCGUCGAACAAGCCGAGUAUCAUCUUUUCUACAGAGAGAAACCUGAACUAUAUAUGCCGGAGUUGUACAAUAAAAUCGGUGUCGGUUUAAUGGCAUGGUCCACGGUCACCAUCGGAAUGGUUUCAUCCAAGCCGGAAGAUUGCGGAGUGUCCUUCCUUUCGAGAUCCUCUUACAAGAAUAAGUAUUCUUCCUUCAGUUGGACGGAAGAUGAAACGCAGUCUUUGUAUAAGGAGGAAUAUGCUUGGAAGGACAAAUCGGCGGACGAGGAAACACGAAAAUAUUCGGAUAAAUUACGGGAUGUAUGUGCUCUUGCCGAAAGGCUCGGAUGUUCCUUUGGACAGUUGGCCAUUGCAUGGUCCCUCAAGAAUGAAAGUGUUCAGUGCCUUCUCCUCGGUGCGUCAAAUAUAGAUCAGCUGUACGAGAGCCUUCAGAGUUUACAGUUAAUCCCAAAGCUAAACGCGACCGUAAUGAGUGAGAUAGAAAGGAUACUUGAUAACAAACCGUCCCGACCACCGAUGGUGUCGACUCUGGCACUUAGAUGACAAUCGAUUUGCCCCCCCGGCAGUGGUGGGGGCUCUUUAGACGAGGGAGGAAGCCCGAAGAGCGAGGGUGGUAACAGCCAAGACCAGGAACAAACAAAGGAGGUGAACAACAAGUUGUCCUUCUGCGAGAUACAAUGAACACAUACGGAUGAGUGAGAGACAUACAUAUACACACACACACACACGACAUGUACACCUACACGCACGCACGUACGACGCAUCGACUUGUACACAUUAACAAAUAAUAAUAAUAAUAAUAAUAAUAAUAAUAAUAAUAAUAAUAAUAAUAAUAAUAAUAAUAAUAAUAAUAAUAAUAUUAAUAAUAAUAAUAACAAUAAUAAUAAUAAUAAUAAUAAUAUCCUUGCGUUUCGACGAGAUUACACCGGAUAUGAGAAUAAAUAGAAGAAAAAGAAUUUCAGAGAGGAAAAUGAUGAAGAGAAAGAAAGGAUGACACAAUCAGAGAAAGAAGGGAAGAAGAAAGAAAAAACAAGAAAAAAUGGAUUUGGAAUUUUGUCGUUCCGGUGUAAAUAUCGUCCGUUGGAUGUAUUCGUAAAACGAGGUGAUGACAAUACCUUCAAUUUGCCGAGAAAGAUUUCUCUCUCUCUCUUUCUCUCUUUCGCUUAAUGUUUUGACAAGAGAAAAGGAAAAAGAAGACUAGAAGGGAAGAAAGAAAAAAAAUACGAACCACGAAUGAAUAAUGAAAGAGAGAGAGACAAGAAGAGAUAGAUAGAUAGAGAGAGAGAGAGAGAGAGAGAGAGAGAGAGAGAGACAGACAGAUAGAAAGAAGUAGGGAGAAGAAAGAUGAGAGAAGAGAGAGAGAAAGAAGAAAUUUAGUAACACGUUACAAUGUGUCGACACGAACUUUGGAUUUUUCGUCGGAAUAUUAAAGGAGAAAAGAGGAGAAAAGAAAAGAAAAGGAAAAAGAAGAUGAAAAAGAAGAAAGAAUAAAUAGAAAACGUUUGUUAUUACAUGACAGACUCAAGAAGCAACAAUGCUGAGUAUGCUUCUCUCUCUCUCUCUCUCUCUCUCUCUUUCUCUCUCUCUCUUUUAUACACACAACAUACACAACAUUUACUUUCUGAAUGGAUAUUGCCACUCUCUUUGUUUCUCUCUUUUGUACAUUAAUUGAGAGAGUUUAGCAAGAGAAAAAUCGUCAGAAGGAAGAAACAAGAAAGAAGAAUAAUACAGGACGAAAAAGAAACUAAGAGAGGAAAAGAAAGAGAGAGAGAGAGAGAGAGAGAGAGAGAGAGAGGGAACGAGGGAGAAAGAAAGAAAUAGAAAGAAGAAACUGAUGGCGUUUCAAACGUUGGCAUGAUUAUGAAUUUUUCGUUAGAAGAUCAAAAAGAAAAAAAAACAGAAGAAAAAGAAAAAGAAAAAAUAAAGUAGAAAGCGCUCAUUGUUACAUGAAGCCGCGACUCACAAAGUGCGGCGAAACAAUAUGUUUCUCUCUCUCUCUCUCUUUCUCUCUCUGGUCCGUCUCUAUCUUUAGAGUAAGUUUUGUAGAGCUAAAAAACAAAGGUAUAAAAAAGGCCGUUGUGUUCGUCGAUCAAAGCGUGUACGUACGAUGGCGGUAGUGUGAUUGUGUUUUUCCAUCCUUGUUAAUUUUUAACUUGUCAAUAUCGUCCAUCUCUUUCUUUCUUUCGCGUUAAAUGAGCACGAAAGCACAAAAGAUAAAAGAGAGAACACAAUAUUUCGCGUUCGAGCGACAACUAAACUAUUCUACUACUACUUGCCGCUAUUAUUACUACUACUCUACUUGCUGCUACUAUUAUUACUACUCUACUUGCUGCUAUUGUUACCACUACUCUACUACUACUUGCUGCUACUAUUACUACUACUCUACUACUACACUACUACUGCCGCUGCUGCUGUUGCUACUAUUAUUGUUGCUGCUGCUGAUAAUGAUGAUGCUACUGCUGUUGCUACUGCCGCUUUAUUUUCUAAUAUUUUUCUAAUCAUCAAUGAUCGAUGAAAAUAUUCCGUCUUGUCGCGUACAACAAAAGAAUAUUGAGGCGUUCGCUUAGUUUUUAAUGACCACGGAAAGAAUUAAUAGAAAAAAAUAUAAGGACGAUUUACACGUAGAGAGUAUAAUUUCUAUUCACCGAAUACUAAUAAUUAUUGUUACGAUUAUGAUUAUUAUUUGUUAUUAUUAGUACUAUAAUAUUAUUGUUGUAAGAAUUAUUAUUGUAGUUGUUGUUGUUAUUAUUAUUAUUAUUAUUAUUAUUAUCACUUUUUUCAUCAGAAUACGUAUAAUAUUCGAUUGAAAAAAAGUAAGAAAAAGAAAAUAACAGAUUAAUAUGUUUAGCGAUUAAAUAAGAAUGAAAUAAAUGAAAUAAGUGAAUGAAUUAUUUGUCAAAGUGCGAGUAAGAAGAAAUCAGGAGAAUAAGAUUAAUUAUAGUCGCAAACAUUGUGACUAACUUUUGGAAUAUAACAUAGAUUUUUAAACGGAUCGGAUUAAUUAUUUCGAUCGUCAAAAAGAAAAAGGAAAGGAAAAGAAAAAGCAAAUAACAAAAAAGUAAAAGAAAAAGAAAACCGAAAAGAAAGAGAAAAAAGAAUAGAAAAAAAAAAGAAAGACUUAUGUCUUCUUACCAUUUCGAUGCCAGAAAACAUAACUUUGAUGAUAAACGCUAAUUAACUACCACAUAGUUUCCUAUAUAAAUCGAGAAUAUUCCUAUUAAUCGAGUUGAAAGAUUGCAAAGGGAGGAUUUUAAGAUUGCGUUUUGACAUGAUUAGAUAUAUAAAUAUAUAAAUAUAUAUAUAUAUAUAUAUAUAUAUAUAUAAUAAAAAAAAAAAAUAAAAUAAACAAAAUUAUUAAUGCGUGCGCUCGUUCGAAAUGAUAUAUCUAUAUAUACAUACAUACAUACAUACUUACGUAAAUACAUGUAUGUAUAACUGGGAGGAUAUUUUGUGAAAGACAUUUGCGUUAAAAUCGUGAUCGAGAGUAAGAGAGAGAGAGAGAGAGAGAGAGAGAGAGAGAGAGAGAGAGAGAGAGAGAGAGAGAGAGAGAGAGAGAGAAACGGAAAGACAGAGAGUAUGAAAAUAAAAUGUGAGAAAUAAAAGAAGAUUAGGAGACGCUCUUUUUAUUUUUUAGCGUCGAAAAUGAUAAGUUGAAAAUGAAAGACAAAAGAGGUGAAAUAUGUAGGAAAAUAUAAGGAGAAAAAGAAGAUCGUUCGAGUUAUAAAAAAUACUUAGGACCAAGUUAAGUCUCGUUCAUUAUUCAAUACUUACGUACGUAAUUAGCUCUUGCAUACGUAGUAAACAAGGACAACAAGAGAUCCGAGAAUUAUUAAGUUAAAAGAAAUAAAGAAUGCGCUUUCAAUAACUCAGAUUUUUCAUAGCUUUUAUCGACAAAAGAUAGGACGGCAUUGAAGAGGAUGAGAAGAAAAAGGAAGAGAAGAGAGAGAAGGAGGAAGAGUCUAGUUUGUAAAACGAUAGAAAAUAAACAGAAAAUCAAUUAUCUAAGAAGAAAGGGGAAAGUAAAAAUUAAUGAGUAAUGAGAAUGAGGAAGGGAAGGGUAGCGAACAAUAAUUAACGAUGCCGCGUUAUUUUCAUCCGAUUUCUAUUAAUUAGAUUAAAUUAGAUCUUUGAGCACGGCUAAGUUUCUCUUACGACAAUUCUCUAGAAGUAGCAAAUAAUAAAUGCGCAUGUGAAUUACGAAAGAAAGAGAAGAAUUAAAAAAGAAAAAAAAAAAAAAAAAAAAAAGAGGAAAAAAGGAAAAAAAUAAUUAGAGACGAACGAUCCCGUUUUGAAGUCUUAUAAAAAGACAAAAAAAGGAGGAGGAAGAGGAGGAGGAGAAGGAGAUAAGCUUGUUAAUAUAUUUAAUAUAUUAUUGCCUUUGAAAAGAAAGGCAUUACAUAAAUACAUAUAUGUAUAUCUUGCCUGCCUUGUCCGCUGAUGGCUCUGAUAAAAGAGUCAUACUUCAAAAAAACUCGUGAUAGUUUUGUGCGUUAAGAAUUUUCAUUCAUAAUAUAUUAUAUAUAUGUAUAUAUAUGUAUAUAUGUAUGUAUAUAUAUAUAUAUAUAUAUAAUGUAUAAUGUAUAAAUAUUAUAUAUUUAUAUAUAUAAUAAUAUAUAUAUAUGUAAGUAUGUAUAUUUGUAUAUAUACACACACACGCGCGUAUACAUACACGUUGUUUAAAUGAUAUUGCUAAAAAAAAAAAAAAAAAAAAAAAGAAAAAGAAGCCAACAAACACGACACGUGUGAUAAUAUCGCUUUAUCUUUAAAGUAUCAUCAUUACACUGUUAUAUACUUACAUAUAUAUGUAUGUAUAUAUAAUAUCUGUCAUUUACACGUCGAUAUUUCU
Molecule: messenger RNA, 7393 nt
Organism: Vespa crabro (European hornet)
Lineage: Eukaryota; Metazoa; Arthropoda; Insecta; Hymenoptera; Vespidae
Gene: Hk
Product: voltage-gated potassium channel subunit beta-2
Exons: 9
Coding region: 1732-3090 (452 amino acids)
Biological process (GO): potassium ion transport; regulation of potassium ion transmembrane transport
Cellular component (GO): voltage-gated potassium channel complex; cytoplasm
Molecular function (GO): voltage-gated potassium channel activity; potassium channel regulator activity; transmembrane transporter binding
Source: RefSeq, a predicted model, not a curated record